Molecule: messenger RNA, 2570 nt
Organism: Theobroma umbraticum
Lineage: Eukaryota; Viridiplantae; Streptophyta; Magnoliopsida; Malvales; Malvaceae
Product: linoleate 9S-lipoxygenase-like
Biological process (GO): lipid oxidation
Molecular function (GO): oxidoreductase activity, acting on single donors with incorporation of molecular oxygen, incorporation of two atoms of oxygen; metal ion binding; protein binding
Source: RefSeq, a predicted model, not a curated record
AUGGAUCGUCAUCACCUAUGUUCUAGUAUGCACGACUGUUUUAGUGCUGCCUGGAGCAGAAUUUCUAGUACUAGUCUCCAGGAUCGCCCUGCUAACCCAUACAUAAUCAACGGAACAGUUGUGAUCGAACAUAGUCCUGGACUAUCAGGUCCUGGAAAAUCAGCUUCACUUCAGCUUUAUAGUUCAACAGAACUCGACCCAAAUAGCAGGAUAGGGAAGCUGAGCGAGAAAGCAUGCCUCAGGCAGGGAAAGAGCAGUAAAAAGGAUGGCACAAAAAUCACAACUUAUAAGAUAAAACUACAUGUGGACCCUGGAUUUGGAAAUCCAGGAGCUUUUGUUAUAGAAAACAAUCACAAGCAUAGAUUCUUCCUUCAAUCUGCAACUCUGGAAACUCCAGAAGAAAAGGUCAUCCACUUUGACUGCCGAUCUUGGGUGUAUCCAAUCAAAAAGACUAACACCAGCCGGGUUUUCUUCUCAAACACGUGUUAUCGUCCAAGUCAAACCCCAGCUGGUCUUGUAGAGCUGAGAAAGGAAGAACUUAAAAGCUUGAGAGGGGAUGGAACUGGGGAAAGGAAAGAAUGGGAUCGAAUAUAUGAUUAUGAUGUCUACGAUGAUCUUGGUAAUCCUCAUAAAGGUCCAGAUCAUGUUAGACCUGUCUUGGGUGGUUCUGAUUCACAUCCAUAUCCUCGCAGGGGAAGAACAGGGUGCCCCGCAAGCAAAAAUGAAACAAUUAACUUGGACACUUAUGUUCCUCCGGAUGAGAGAUUUAGCCCCAAGAAACUAUCUGAGUUCAUCGCGAAUGCAAUCCAAGCCACAGCUCAUUUCCUCCUACCUGAGGCAAAAUCCUUGUCCCAUGAUUCCAGUAGUUUCGAGUCAUUCGACGAGAUACGGGACCUGUACUCUGACAACAGAAGCCAAGUAAUGAGGGGAACGCUAACAGAGAAAAUGAAGAAACUAGUACCAGCUGAGCUUAUCAAACAAGUAACUCAUGCAAGCAAAGAAGACCACAUAAAAUUCCCGCUGCCUCAAAUUAUAAGAGAUAAUGAAUGGGCAUGGAGAGAAGAUGAGGAGUUCGGGCACCAAAUGCUUGCAGGGAUAAAUCCAAUGCGAAUUCAAGGCUUGGAGGAAUUCCCACCUCGAGGAAGACUUCAGGACAGUUCUAUAUGGAAAUCAGACAUAGAGCACAACCUUGAUGGUCUGAGUGUUGAACAGGCAAUGAACCAGUGGAGGAUUUUCAUCCUAGACCACCAUGACUAUCUCUUUCCAUUUUUAGAAAAAAUAAACUCAGGUGGUGUCAGUCCUUAUGCAUCCAGAACAUUGCUAUUUUUAAGGAAUGAUGCCACCUUAAAGCCAUUGGCGAUUGAACUGAGUUAUCCAGAUUCGUCAUACAGCAACGAGAUGAGAAGCGGGGUAUUCCUUCCAGCAAAAGAAGGUACUGAUCGAGCACUUUGGCAGUUGGCGAAGGCUCAUGUAGCAGCUAAUGACUCGGCAUACCAUCAACUCAUCAGCCAUUGGUUGCAUACUCAUGCAGUUGUCGAGCCAUUCAUCAUUGCCACCAGAAGGCAGCUGAGCGUGAUGCAUCCAGUUCACCGGCUGUUGGAUCCUCAUUUCAAAGACACCAUGCAAAUAAAUGCACUGGCUCGGAGUAUUCUCAUAAACUCCGGAGGAAUCCUUGAGAAGACACUCUUUACGGGCAAAUAUUCCAUGGAAUUGUCUUCUGAGCUUUAUAAAGAGUGGAGAUUCGAUGAACAAGCUCUCCCCUCCGAUCUUGUCAAGAGGCGCAUGGCCCUGGAAGACCCAGAAAGCCCCACUGGGGCUCAAAUCCUCUUCCAAGAUUACCCCUAUGGUCUGGACGGUCUCGAUGUAUGGCUGGCCAUCGAUACAUGGGUGACAGAUUUCUGCGACCUCUUCUACGAAGAUGAUGAUUCUGUGAAAUCUGAUACGGAAAUCCAGGCAUGGUGGUCAGAAAUUCAAAAUGUCGGUCAUGGUGAUAAGCGCAACGAGACAUGGUGGUACCAAAUGACUACCAAGACAGAUCUUACAAAGACUUUAACAACCCUCAUAUGGAUCUCAUCAGCCCUUCAUGCAUCAGUGAAUUUCGGACAAUAUGCAUAUGCAGGUUACCCUCCAAAUCGUCCCACUCAGUGUCGAAAGUGCAUUCCAGAGGAAGGGACGAUGGAGUUUGCCGAAUUCUUAAAAGAUCCAGACAAGUACUUUCUCAACAUGUUACCUGAUAGAUUUGAGGCAACCCUUGGUAUAGCAUUAAUGGAGGUCCUCUCACGGCACACAUCUGAUGAAGUUUACCUAGGUCAGAGGGCAACAUCAGAAUGGAUUGACAACAACGAGGUCAAGCAGAAAUUUGAGAAAUUCAACGAAUCUCUCCAGGAGAUAGAGAAGCAAGUCAUGGAGAGAAAUCAAGAUUCAAAACUGAAGAAUAGGCGCGGGCUGAUAAAGAUGCCGUACAGACUUCUCUACCCUGAUGCAACUAAGGUAGAAUUCAGAGAGGGCAUCACAGGAAAAGGGAUUCCUAAUAGUGUAUCCAUAUAAGUUAUUUAUGAAGAAAACAUAUA